This is a messenger RNA of Fusarium verticillioides 7600, 2379 nucleotides long. RefSeq lists its product as hypothetical. Gene Ontology annotation, cellular component: DNA ligase IV complex; nucleus. Gene Ontology annotation, biological process: double-strand break repair via nonhomologous end joining. The coding region runs from base 532 to 2160 and encodes 542 amino acids. Gene Ontology annotation, molecular function: DNA end binding. Lineage: Eukaryota; Fungi; Ascomycota; Sordariomycetes; Hypocreales; Nectriaceae. The transcript has 2 exons. The record is from RefSeq and is a predicted model, not a curated record.
GCGGUACCUAGGCGAUGGGUGCCUGUGCGCGUAAACCUCACGCGUCUACUCGUCACCGCGCUUGACCUUAACCACGUCUACACUACCAACACCAAUAUCACGACGCUUGGGAAAAAAAAAAACAUUUACAACUUCUCUCAAAACUGACUAUUCAACCAGGUAUCGGGAAACGAUCUCUUCUUUCGCACAAGGCAGUGCAUCGUGAUACGAUCAUACUGCCUAAGCCGGCUCCUGCCCUGACUAUCUACCCGCUCAUAUGAACUUGUACCACUUCACUCCAAGGCACUGUUAUCGAAUACGGUUGGUCGGAAGAAGUUGUGACUUCACAUCAGACUUGAUUCCUGCGUGAAGCAUCAAUAUCUAUCACGUUGGUCAGAAGCUCCUGACAGACCUUCGGUUUUAUUUUUCACCUCCUACGGGAAGGACACGACUUCGCAAUUACUCGAGGCACUUUCUGGUAUCCCUAUCGACUGUUUCUUCUGGUGGCUCCUCAUCAUCAGGUCGACCUUGACGUCGAUUUCUGCAUCAAAUAUGUCACAAAACAAGUCUUGGCGGACCCUUCCGCUUGGUUCUACUCCAGAUCUCCCGGUAUUAUUGGUGUCAUUCCAAACAGACACCUCGGCCUAUGCUGUUCAAGUAACUGACAUGGCCAAUAUGUGGUCUGAAUCACUUGAUCGUAAGGCGAUCUUUAUGAGAGGUUGGAACGAGAACACUAGUAUCGACCCUAGCGAUACACCUGAUAACAUGGCCAAACUAUUGGGCUGCCUCAAUACCGCUCUAGAUGUUUCUCAACCAGGACAUAAUGAGGCGAGCAUCCGUCUAGAUCGCGAUUCCCGGUCUGAUGCGGGUGAAGAUGACCUCGUCUUGAACAUCACCUAUGAAAUACCUGGAUUACUGCCGCUCAGGUGGCCCAUGUAUUUGAAGAAGCUGUCGCCCUCCAGCAUCGCUACGCAUCUUGUGCUGCCUUUAAUUCAGGCACAUCACGCAAAGGAUGUUGAAAUCGAAUUUUUGACUCGAUCUUUGGGUAACAAAGAUGCAGUUCUCAAUAAGCUCGUGGACAAGUUGGAAGCCGUGGGUACAGGUAUGGAGCAUGUCUUUAAUGCUUUGUCUGGGAAGAAGAAGAUCUCUAGAGUUGCGGCAGCAGAGAAAGUGCCUGGCCUUGCUCCUUUUGACCGUCGGCGCUGGAAGUCUGGUCUUUCGUACGAUGAGGACUGCCCGAACGACGCCGGGUCCUUAGUACAACGCGUAUUCGAGAAGGGAGGGCUACAGUUCGAGCCUAUAACUGAUAGCGUUGAGUCCCCUCGGUUGGACCAGUGGUGGCAAGAUUUCAAGGGCGCGUCCUCUGUCGCACAUCCACCCCAGUACAAAGCGGCUGUUGCGAAGGACAAAUUUCCGACUCCCCAAGACUCCGAAAAAGCACAUAUCGAGCAAGAUGAUGAUGACUUCCAAGUUCAGUCUACACCCCCACACCUACUGGCCAAGGGCAAAUCAACGCAUGCUACGAAAACACCCUUCGCUGAUGAUGCGUCGACAGAGGGGGAAUCCAUAGCUUCGGCAGGCAGUGUAUCACCAAGUCCUGGCACACGCAGACCGAACAAAUCAGUUCGUAAGAUAGGAGCACUCGGUAGAAAGAAGCAGUCCACUCCACCUCUGUCCCCCAUUCCUGUACAGUCUCAGGGUCAGAAAAAGUCAUUGAGCCAACAACACGAUGAUUCGGAGACAGCAUCCGAGUCAGAGGAUGAUAAUAAAACAGCUACUGCUGGGGUCGAGAAACCGGGUCCUUCAACUCCAUCACCACCACGGCCAGCCGCAAAUAGAAGCGGCCUUGGACGUAUAGGAGGCAACAAGACGAAGCGCCUAAUUGAAGAACGGCCAGUAACCCUUAAUCCGGAAAUGGGCGAGCCUAGCACGACAGCAGUUUCUCAUCGUCAGUCCAAGAAGUUAGGUGCCAUUGGAAAGCACAAGGACAACACAAAUGAAGCAACGAAUACGGCAAACGAAGACAAUCGAAGGAGUCGUACCACUACCAGGGAGGUCACAGAAGAGUCUAGGCCCAGGGAGACCUCGCAGGAAAGGGCGGACCGAAGGCGAGAGGAACUAAAAAAGGAGCUCGAGAAGAAAGCUGCUGCUGGUCCCGCGAAGAAGAAACGAAGAUUUUGAUUCCAUAUUUCCAACUCGGAGUUGCAGGUUCAACCGCUGGGCGAUUUACUGUUAACAUCUUCCGGUACAAUACAUACGGACAACGCAAUGUCGAUGAUGGCAAUUCAUGAUAUGUCCUUGAAGAAUAAACUAAUAUUGAUGCAUUGGCAAUACGAUCUUCUCAAAAUGAAUGGGCGAUCAACACUAUCUAGAAAGACAGGUGUCUUCAUGUACUGGCUC